ACCCACAAGUCGCUCAGGUGCAAUGAAGUCCGCUUUCCUUGCUGCUCUCGUCACUGUCCUUCCGGCGUACGUCGCUGGCCAGGCCCAGGAAUAUGAUCAGUGCGGUGGUACUGGCUGGGCUGGACCGACAUCUUGCGUCUCUGGCACGACCUGCACGGUCCUCAACCCGUACUACUCGCAGUGCUUGCCCGGUACCGCUGUCCCAUCUAGUGUCAGCAGCGUUUCUAGUAUCUCCUCCCACUCGAGCUCCGUUUCGUCUGCACCCUCCACUGGACCGACGGGCACACCUACUCCCACCGCAGGCAACCCCUGGACCGGCUAUGAGAUCUUCUUGAGCCCGUACUACGCCAGCGAGGUCCAGGCUGCUGUUGAGCAGAUCUCUGACUCGACGCUCGCCGCUCAGGCCGCCACCAUUGCUAAUAUCCCCACUUUCACAUGGCUGGACUCCACCUCCAAGAUCCCCGAUCUCGGCACUUACCUUGCCAAUGCCUCCGCUCUGGGCAAGAGCACUGGCACCAAGCAGCUCCUGCAAAUCGUUAUUUACGACCUGCCCGAUCGUGACUGCGCUGCCAAAGCCUCCAACGGAGAAUUCACUAUUGCCGAUAAUGGCCAGGCCAACUACGAAAACUACAUUGACCAAAUCGUUGCUCUGAUUAAGCAGUACCCUGACGUCCGCGUCGUCGCAGUCAUCGAGCCCGACUCAUUGGCCAACCUGGUCACGAACCUGAGCGUUCAGGAGUGCGCAGAGGCGCAGACAACCUACUUGGCUUGUGUCAACUACGCGCUCACAAACCUCGCCGGGGCUGGCGUGUACAUGUACAUCGAUGCUGGCCAUGCCGGCUGGCUCGGCUGGCCCGCCAACCUGUCGCCUGCCGCCCAGCUUUUCACGCAGGUCUGGACCAACGCCGGAAAGUCGCCAUUGAUCAAGGGCCUUGCAACUGACGUCGCGAACUACAACGCCCUCAAUGCGGCUUCCCCCGAUCCCAUCACCCAGGGUAACCCCAACUACGACGAGAUGCUCUACAUUAACGCCCUCGCCCCGGUGCUCCAGCAGCAGGGUUGGGAUGCGACUUUCAUCGUCGACCAGGCCCGUUCCGGUGUGCAGAACAUCCGCAACCAGUGGGGCGACUGGUGCAACAUCAAGGGGGCCGGCUUUGGUACCCGCCCGACCACCAACACCGGCUCGUCAUUCAUCGAUUCCAUCGUCUGGGUCAAGCCUGGAGGCGAGUGUGAUGGUACCUCCAACUCCUCUUCGCCCCGCUACGACUCGACCUGCUCUCUCUCGGAUGCCCUUCAGCCCGCUCCUGAGGCUGGCACCUGGUUCCAGGCCUACUUCGAGACUCUUGUCUCUGCGGCUAACCCACCAAUCUCGGCGUAGACUCGCAUGUGCAAAAUGUACGACCCUAGCGAUCUGUGCUUCAGUGUCGAUUUUUUCUAGCUGUGUCAUUAUAGUGUUGUGUUUUAUCCGCGUUCAGAAAGGCUUUUUUGCGAUAUUUUCGAUGCGCGAGUCGUGGGUGGUGUGAAUUGAGGCCGGGCCACCCCGUACGUAGCAAAGCACCGUCCCAGCGCCACACGGACUCUGAUCGGGCAGCUCUACAUCAUCACAUCCCACCAAGACGAGGAAAGCAUAGGGCCGAAGUGCAAGCGCAAGCAUGGCAAUCAUAUUACAAUUCACAGUAGAUACACACCAGACACGCAUCGAAGGUAGAUUUUGUAUGAUGCGAAUAAACACGAACAGGAGAAGGCAAGGGGAGUAAAUCGAAACGCUGGACUAAUGCUGGGCCCAGUUAAUGGUGUUAAUGUCGAUGCCCUCCUGGACCAUCUCCCAGAGGGGACUCAUAUCACGGAGCCGCUGUACGACAGCAACAAUCUUCUCUACUACGUAAUCAACCUCAGCCUCGGUCGUGAAGCGGCCCAUGCCGAAGCGCAGCGACGAGUGUGCCAUGUCCUCAGCAGCACCGAGGGCGCGGAGAACGUAUGAUGGUUCAAGCGAUGCCGAUGUACACGCACUGCCUGAUGACAAGGCAAUGUCCUUGAGAGCCAUCAACAAGCUCUCACCUUCUACAUAGGCAAAGCUCAAGUUUACACAGCCGGAGUAGCCGUUAAGGUCGCCAUUCCGAAUGACGUGCUCAACUUGCGCAUUGAUCUUGGUAACGAGUCGAUCUGAUAGAGCUUUGACGUGGGCGUGGUCUCUCGCCAUCUCCUGUUUCGCUAUUCGGGCAGCCUCGCCUAUGCCAACGCACAGGUGAGUCGCAAGGGUACCGCUACGCAGACCACGCUCCUGGCCACCACCAUUGAUGAUGGGUUCCAGGCGGACACGGGGCCGUCUGCGGACAUAGCAUGCACCAAUGCCCUUCGGACCGUAUAUUUUGUGUCCUGAAAUACUCAUCAAAUCGACGUUCAUCUCGUUGACAUCGAUUGGAAUUUUUCCAACAGCCUGUGCAGCAUCGGUAUGGAAAUAAAUUCCGCGGUGUUUGCGGAGGAGGGCGCCAAUUUCCUUGACCGGCUGAAUGACACCAGUCUCAUUGUUCACAGUCAUAAUGGAGACAAUGGACGUAUCAGGGCGAAUGGCGGCUUCGAGGUCCUCGAGGCGAAUGACGCCGUUCUGCUGCACUGGCAGGUAAGUGACGUCGAAGCCCUCCUCCUGGAGCUUACGGCACGAAUCCAACACACACUUGUGCUCGGUUUGUGUCGUAAUAACGUGCUUCUUCUUUUCUUUGUGGAAGCGGGCAACUCCCUUGAGGGCCAUGUUGUUUGACUCUGUCGCCCCAGAGGUGAAGAUGAUAUCCUUAGGAUCUGCUCCAAUGAGAUCCGCAAGGUGCUUGCGGGCGUCUUCGAUAGCCUUUUCGGACUCCCAUCCGUAGGCAUGAGUUCUACUAUGCGGAUUCCCAUAUUGGUCUGUCAAGAAAGGCAUCAUGGCGUCGAGUACGCGAGGGUCCACCGGUGUCGUGGCCUGCAUAUCGAGGUAGAUAGGACGUGCUUUGUCCUUGACAUCGCCUUCCCUCCGAGGUGACUCAAGCUUAAACCCAAGCAUGUCUGCCCGAGGCACGAAAAACGAAUCCUCCUGGUAAGUUUGCGGUACGUCAACAACGCUCGCUCUGUCUGCACCCGAGGGUUGGACAUAUGUCCGCCUCAGCGCUACGACGGCCACACGCCUCGCAGAGGACUUCAAGGCCGUGCGGCGGACUGCUGCGUUCGCUACCCUGGAGAGCAUGGUGAACGUGUGAGACAACGAGGGAAUGUGAAGAGUGAACCUGGCCGAAUGACUUAUCAGAUAGUCAAAGGCGCCAGCGA
Molecule: messenger RNA, 3294 nt
Organism: Phanerochaete carnosa HHB-10118-sp
Lineage: Eukaryota; Fungi; Basidiomycota; Agaricomycetes; Polyporales; Phanerochaetaceae
Product: glycoside hydrolase family 6 protein
Exons: 15
Coding region: 23-1378 (451 amino acids)
Biological process (GO): cellulose catabolic process
Cellular component (GO): extracellular region
Molecular function (GO): cellulose binding; hydrolase activity, hydrolyzing O-glycosyl compounds
Source: RefSeq, a predicted model, not a curated record